Messenger RNA from Tauraco erythrolophus (red-crested turaco), 882 nucleotides. Lineage: Eukaryota; Metazoa; Chordata; Aves; Musophagiformes; Musophagidae. The record is from RefSeq and is a predicted model, not a curated record.
AUGUACCCAGAAAGUGCUGUUUGCUGUUACCAGUUUCUGCGGAGGUCAGAAGAUGCCAGAAGCUGUUAUCUUGACCCUCUGCCAGAAGCAAGAACAGAAUCUAUUGCCAGACCUUUGGAGAUAAAUGAGGCUGAGAAGAUGAUGAAAGUUGCCAUCGAUUGUGUUCUGGAACAAGUCCAAAAGACGAAAGACAUGUUGAAUAAUGUGGCUUUGGAUGAAGCCAAUUUGGAAGCCAAGAUUGAAAAACGAAAAUUGGAACUGGAAAGAAGCCAGAAGAGACUACAGACUCUACAAAGUGUUCGUCCUGCUUUUAUGGAUGAGUAUGAGAAGAUUGAGGAGCAACUGCAGAAACAAUACAGUAGUUAUCUGGAAAAAUUCCGUAACCUGACCUACAUGGAGCAGCUCCUGGAUGAUCAUCGUAGGGCAGAGCAAGAGAUGUUUGAGGAAGCAGCAAACAUGCUACAUCUUAUGCAGAACAGGCUGAAGGAAGAGGAGCAGCACCUGCUGAAGAGUGGAGAUAACGAUGAUUCCGACAUAGAGAUUCAAGAAGAUGAUGGAUCCGAUAGUAAAGUGGAAGACAGGCAGAUCAUGAAGCCCCGCACCACCGCAGAAACACUGCUGAAAGGAAGAGCUGGCACAUGGAUUGUGGGAACGAUGCAAGGUGGAGACACGGAGGAAGAUGGGGGAUCUGCCCCAGCACGGCCAGGCACGCGCAAGACCAUCACUGAGGCACAGGAGGACUCAGGGGAUAGUGAGAUUGACCUGGAUGAAGACGAGGAGGAGGAUGAUAUGGAAGAUGACAGCGUGGAAAUCUCCCCAAACAAAUCCGGUCACCGAGCAAGGAAGCCAGAGCCGCUAGAGGAAAGUGAUAAUGACUUCUGA